Emys orbicularis (European pond turtle) is the source of this 621-nucleotide messenger RNA. RefSeq names its product shisa like 1 (gene SHISAL1). The transcript has 4 exons. The record is from RefSeq and is a predicted model, not a curated record. NCBI's taxonomy places the organism in Eukaryota, Metazoa, Chordata, Testudines, Emydidae. The coding region runs from base 1 to 621 and encodes 206 amino acids.
AUGACAAGUUGUGGUCAACAGUCCUUGAAUGUGCUGAUGGUUGUGUUCUUAUUGCUCUUGUCAGCAGCAUUGUCUGCGCAUUUUCGUGUCUGUGAGCCAUAUACAGACUACAAAGGCCGCUACCACUUUGGUUUUCACUGCCCACGUCUUUCUGACAAUAAAUCUUACAUCUUCUGCUGUCACCAUAACAACACGGUAUUUAAAUACUGCUGCAAUGAGACAGAAUUUCAGACUGUUAUGCAGAUGAACCUAACGGGGAAUGCAGAUGGAUAUAUGCAUAACAAUUACAGUGCGUUGUUAGGAGUGUGGAUCUAUGGCUUUUUUGUUGUGAUCUUGCUGGUACUGGACCUUUUAUAUUACUCAUCAAUGAACUACGAUAUUUGCAAAUUUUACCUGGCAAGGUGGGGAAUCCAGGGAAAGUGGAUGACACAGGCACAGAGCCGAUGGAUUAACCCUGCUCAGAAUCCAAGCCAAGUACAGACUCAGCCUCAGUCUCAGCCUCAGCCUCAAAUGUCACAGGCAGUACAUACUUUAAAAGGAGAUGCUUUAAACCCACCAUUGAUGUCUUUUCAGAGUUCAUCUGCCUGCAUUAAACGGGGAUCAUACGUUAGGAUCAGGUGA